Messenger RNA from Echinops telfairi (small Madagascar hedgehog), 2065 nucleotides. It is a transcript of the gene HOOK2, whose product is annotated as hook microtubule tethering protein 2. Gene Ontology annotation, cellular component: cytoplasm; centrosome. The transcript has 21 exons. The record is from RefSeq and is a predicted model, not a curated record. The coding region runs from base 37 to 1761 and encodes 574 amino acids. Lineage: Eukaryota; Metazoa; Chordata; Mammalia; Afrosoricida; Tenrecidae. Gene Ontology annotation, biological process: cytoskeleton-dependent intracellular transport; cytoplasmic microtubule organization. Gene Ontology annotation, molecular function: dynein light intermediate chain binding; microtubule binding.
CGGCUCCGCGGCCCGAGUCAAAUCCGAUCGGGAGCCAUGAGUGUGGACAAGGCGGAGCUAUGCGGGCCUCUGCUCACCUGGUUGCAGACGUUCCACACCCCGCCCCCCUGCGCCAGCCCACAGGAUUUGAGCAGCGGCCUUGCAGUAGCCUAUGUGCUGAACCAGAUAGACCCAUCCUGGUUCAACGAAGCAUGGCUCCAGGGCAUCUCCGAGGACCCAGGUCACAACUGGAGACUGAAGGUUGACAAUCUGAAGAGGAUUUUGCAGAGCCUGGUGGAAUACUCCCAGCAUGUCCUGGGACACCCUGUGUCUGAGCAGCACCUCCCAGACGUGAGCCUCAUUGGCCAGUUCUCAGACCCGGCAGAGCUUGGCAAGCUGCUUCAGCUGGUUCUGGGCUGUGCCAUCAGCUGUGAGCAAAAGCAGGAGCAUAUCCAGAGGAUCAUGACGCUGGAGGAGUCUGUUCAGCAUGUGGUGAUGGAAGCCAUCCAGGAGCUCAUGACCAAGGACACCCCAGACUCCCUGACCCUGGAGUCCUAUGGCAACUUUGACAGUCAGUCCCGCAGGUACUACUUCCUGAGCGAGGAGGCAGAGGAGGGGGAUGAGCUGCGACAGCGCUGUCUGGACCUGGAGCGGCAGCUGGUGCUCCUGUCAGAAGAGAAGCAGGGCCUGGCGCAGGAGAACGCUAUGUUACGGGAGCGAGUCGGCCGGCCCGAAGGGGAGGGGGCCCUGGGCCUCACUGCCAAGAAGCUGCUACUGCUACAGUCCCAGCUGGAGCAGCUGCAGGAGGAGAACUUCAGGCUGGAGAGCAGCCGGGAAGAUGAGCGGCAGCGCUGUGUGGAGCUGGAGCGGGAGGUCUCAGAGCUGCAGCAGCGCAACCAGGCGCUGACUGGGCUCGCCCACGAGGCGCAGGCCCUGAAGGACGAGAUGGAUGAGCUGCGUACUCCCCAGGCCCACUGCCAGGUGCAAGAACUACAGGCUCGGCAGCACGAGGAGGCCAUGAAGGCCGAGAAAUGGCUCUUUGAGUGCCGCAACCUGGAGGAGAAAUAUGAGUCCGUGACCAAGGAGAAGGAGCGGUUGCUGGCGGAGCGGGACUCCCUGCGAGAGGCCAACGAGGAGCUGCGCUGUGCACAACUGCAGCCAAGAGCGCUGACCCAGGCCGACCCAUCACUAGAUCCCUCCUCAGCGGCUGUGGAAAACUUAGCUGCGGAGAUCCUGCCAACUGAGCUCAGGCUGAACCAGCAGCAGCUGGCCGACCUGCGGGCCCAGGUGGAGGACCUGCAGAAGACCCUGCAGGAGCAGGGGGGCAGGAGCGAGGACGCCAUUUCCACCCUGCUGAAGAGGAAACUGGAGGAACAUCUGAAGGGCUUCCAGCCCACAGAGGCUGGCUGGCUGCCUUGGGGCCCUGGUGCAAGUGUGGUUGGGAAGGUCAUGCAGACCAUGGAGCCGAAGCAGCCCAGGCCCGCCGGGGCCGCGCCCUCCGAUCUCCGGUCCUUGCGGACACAGCUCCGGGAGCGGGACGUCCGCAUCCGUCACCUGGAGAUUGACUUUGAGAAGAGUCGAAGUCAGCGCGAGCAAGAAGAGAGGCGGCUUAUCAGUGCCUGGUAUAAUAUGGGCAUGGCACUGCAGCAGCGCGCCGGGGAAGAAUGGUCGCCCGCUCACGCCCAGUCCUUCCUGGCACAGCAGCGGCUCGCCACCAAUGCACGCCGUGGACCCCUGGGACGCCUGGCCUCCCUGACCCUGCGCCCCAUUGACAAGCACUGAUGGCCCCUCAGGAUCCUGUUGUCUGCACAGGCAGCCAGGGCUUCAUCCACCUGGGGUUCCCCCACCUCACACAAGGCUCCACACCAAGUGGCCUCUGCCAGUUACUUGGGGCCUUGGGGUGGUGACCAUUGUCCCUUGCUUCCCAGACUAGGGUGUGGGGGCAGGGACUGGGCAGGAGACAAAUGUGAGCCGGUUCUUUUUAGGCUAGCAGUGUGAUUCUUACCCUAGAUCUCUCUCUCAGUGAUGAACUGGGGAGGCUCUGAUUUUAUAUUUGAGAUGAGGCUAAUAAAGACUUUAAUCUGUC